ACAGACUGUCAGUAUUUCCUCGUCCAGAACGCUUUUUUUCUGCAUUCGGGCUUGUUGCUGUGCGUUUGGUAAAGGAUGGAGUUGGCAUUCAGUGGCCGUGUGUGCAAGCGCGUGGUCUGCUAGUAAUAGCUGCAAUCUUGCUCAGUGCACCACUUUCAAUGUAGAAUUAUGUGAACUAUAAUUGGCAGAAAGGGGAUCGCUUUGGAUUCUGCAUUGGCAGUUUUGCUGCAAGCUAGUUGCAAUCCUGGCGGUAGCCCUACACAAGCAAACCUGAUGGUCGGUCAACGACAGCUCGUCGCGUCCGUGUUGUUCUGCGGCGUGGUACUCGUAUUCUUUCUAUUCACAAGUAUUCACAGUCCCACUGUAUCACGGAGGCGAAGACCUAUGGUGGCUGCUAUGAAAUUAAGCUUAAUAAAUGAACGUACCAAAUCUGGAAGGAAUCCAGGCCAUCCACUCGUUGCUCGUGUCCAAGCAGGACAGAAGAACGUGCAGACUAGCAGACACCUGAGAGGCAAGACUAGACCUGAGGCACGUACGGGUGUGGAUAGCUCGCCGAGGAGACUCAAUGCUCUCAGCACUGCACGCCGCCGCACAACAGUACCACCAGCAACCGUGCAGCACCGGCAUCUCCGCACUACGAGCCCACGAGCACGCACAGCACUGCCUACAGCAAAGGCGACAACAACGCCAGCUCCUAUCACCACCGCUACCCGCAGGAGACUUGCUGUACCUUCUAAGCGCCGGCAGCAAGCCGUGCCCACCAUCACGCCUAAGAUCGGUACAAAGCGGCACAUCGGACCAACAGCGACAAUUACUCGCCAAAGACCAGGUGUUGGAAGCAAGUGGCCUCCGAAAGCAAAACAAACCCUGAAGUGUCCGAGCCAAAGACUACCGGAACUUUGUUGUGCAGGCUGGUCGACAUUCCUCAGCAGCAGUCGGCAGGAUGCUCUGGCGUCAGUCGCUGCUAGAAAGGCUCAAAAGCUCUCAAGUCCUCCCGUUGAGAAGAAGGCAAAUUGUCGGCGCAUUCUGCUAAUUGUUAUCUUCAACUGGGUGUAUUACCAAAACGUACCUAAAGUCAAGCAGCUCUACUCUAAAGUUUUCACCGAUAUCGUGUUCUAUGGUCCGGAGGCAGACCCUGGGCACGGCGUGUAUGGAGAGGAAAUCCAAGAUGGCUUCCUAUUCCACCGCGCCCUGGCCAGAGCUAUAGCUGCUUUUCCGGAUUAUGAUGGCUACUUGUGGGCUGGUGAUGAUGUCUUCCUCAACUAUCCUAUGCUUCUCUCUCAAAUGAAUCCGGACGCCAUCUGGGCCAACACUCGCAAAGGCACGGCGACAAUGGAUCUAUCCCGGAACGACUCACCAAACUGGGUGCAUUGGAGAGAGCCCAUAGGACUACCAGCCGUCCAGGCUGCACUUCCCUGCAUGAAGCGUGAGUGGCUGCAGCGGCGGGCACAGCGUCUUGGCUGCCCGGCGUGUGUGGUGCACGGGUUGGUGGACGUCGGCUAUGUUCCCGCCGCCAUGUCCGUCGAGUUCACGCAGUGCCUCUACGUCCUAUGGGAUGUUAUGAUGGAAAUAGCUAUCCAGAUGUGCGAGCUACUCGUUGCCAAAGACCCCAGCAAGAUUGCUACCCUUGUCGGAGAGGUGAACGUCUGGCGGCCGCAGUUUCGCACUAUAGCGUGGUUAGAUGCUCACGAGUUCAAUAACACACCUGCUGUGCAUCCCAUGAAACUGUCCAGCCCUUCCAUGGUGGGCAUGAUGGACACGUGGUUACACCAGUCCAGGGCCUUUCAUCGAAGCUCGCCAAAACUCCCCAUCUGCGGGUCAUCCCGCUCGUAGCGCGCGUGUGUGUGUGUGUAUUGGUAUGUGUGUGUGUCUGUGUGUGGGAGUUAGUAGGCGAAUGAAAGGAACAAUCUUGCCCUGCCUUAGAUACUGACUGUUCGCCAUGUGAGGCACAGCUCCUUACUGUACCGAACUUUACCAAUGAGCUAUUUUUAUAAUUCUGAAUGACGAUUUAUCCCAUCGGGUUUUCCCCUCCUAUAUCCAUUGGCUUUACCAUAAAUUUUACUAACUCCAGAGUGUUUGAUAUCUAAUAUGAAGUGUCUUCUGGACUGGAUGCAUGCGAAUUUGACUUUGUUCUGGAAUACAUGUAACUCCGGGCCAGAUGGUCCACCCCCAUUGCUUUCUUUUCCCAGAUCUGACAGUAUUGCUAGUGUGCUUCUCAGCUCCGCGUUAACGAUUUUCUUGUACAUGUAGGUACCCUAGGACUCUAUACUAUAGCCAUCUAGCACUGUAGCACUCUAGUUAUCUACCACUCUAGCAUUUCUAAGAUGAAAUUGAGUCCAUCGCUCGUCCAUCAUGUUGCAAUUUAGAAACCUUUUUUUAAAAGAUGAACCAACAUCAUCCGAGUUUCAAGAAGCACUGACAAUUUUUAUGAACAAGUGAUAUUUUUUUCUUGAGAUCAAAGUUUAUCCGAGCUUAUUCUACUUUUUUAUAUGACGAUGGUGACAACCAGGGAGUCGUGAAAAUACGUUUUGCUGUGUUUUGCGACUCCCUGGUGACAACUGCAAGUAACCACAUGCUUUGUGG
Molecule: messenger RNA, 2583 nt
Organism: Sycon ciliatum
Lineage: Eukaryota; Metazoa; Porifera; Calcarea; Leucosolenida; Sycettidae
Exons: 5
Coding region: 274-1833 (519 amino acids)
Source: RefSeq, a predicted model, not a curated record